This is a messenger RNA of Anopheles nili, 858 nucleotides long. RefSeq lists its product as uncharacterized. The coding region runs from base 1 to 858 and encodes 285 amino acids. The transcript is spliced from 3 exons. NCBI's taxonomy places the organism in Eukaryota, Metazoa, Arthropoda, Insecta, Diptera, Culicidae. The record is from RefSeq and is a predicted model, not a curated record.
AUGUUGCAAGGAUAUCGAGCGAUCGCAGUCGGCGUACUGCUGCUGGCGUUGUCCUGCCAAGGAACGACCGGUGAGACAGAUCCUGGCCCGACUGGAACCGGAAAUAGCCCUACCAAGCUGGAUGAGUUCGUGCUCGGUACGCAAUCGGAGUGUUACAAGUCGAAGCGGCUGCUGUCCUGCUUCAAAUAUCGCUUCUCACGAUAUAUGUGGUCAUUUGCGACUGGACGGGCGAAUUGGUUCGCGGCCGAGAGUGAAGCUGUUGAGGGUUCAAAUGGGCUAAAGUUGGUGAGACUUAACGAACCGAAGGAAGAUGACGUGUUUCCGGAGGCACGCCAGAUCAGCCCGUACGACAGCGAGCUGGUGAAGGGCGCCAAGUUCUUGCAGAGAGCGCUCAACACCUUCAUCGCGAGCCACGGCGUACAGGUGGGCAUGGGAGCUGAGAGUGGUGCCCGGUUUCUGGCCGAAGACGGUGAAUUUGAGGCUCGUGGAAAGAAGCAACGCCAGCGCAAAUGGAGCCUAAUUCUGCCACUGGCCGUGAUGUUGAAGCUGGUUCACCUGAAGUUGCUGCUGAAACCGAUCCUGCUCGGUGUGGGACUCAUCCAGGUGUUGCUCAUCGCGGGUGGGCUGCUAAUUUUCCACUUCUUCCGUAAUACGAACAUCUGCAAGAUCCAGCCGCACGUCAUCCACGCGCAUUCGCACAUCUCCAGCGAGUCUAGCCCUGAGCUUUCAUACGCCGCUUACGGUGGGUAUCCGUCGUACUCGGCCUCGCCGUAUAACGCGUACAGCAAGGAUUGGGCCAACAGUCGGGCGUAUAGUGGAUACGGCUUCCUCGAUGCCAUCGAUAAUCAUAAAAUCUAG